GUUUGGUCGGAGGUGAAUGCGGAAUUACCUUAGGGUAAAGAUUUUCACCGUGUGAGCAGCUGGUCCCAGGGCAGGGCUGCACCAGUUUCUCUCCUACACGGUGUCGUUAGUGGGAGCUAGCCAUGGGCACCAGUAUGGACAGGUCUCUGCGGUCAGUGCUGCUGCUGCUGACAGUCCUGGGACUCUCUGAGGCUCUACAAGAAGGAUGGCUGCCAAAGGAAUAUGCAAACACCACAGCUGAAGCACAACGCUUCCUUGAUGACUACAAUCAUACUGCUGAAGAGGUGUUAUUCAACAGUGUCUCUGCCAGCUGGACCUACAACACCAACCUGACGGACCACAACUCCAAGCUCCAGGUAAAAGCAUCCCUUGAAGAGCAGGCCUUCACUGAAGCUUGGGGGAAAAAGGCCAAGCAGGUCUUCUCUCACGAGAUUAUCAACUCUCUCCCUACCCCUGAAGAAAAGAAGCUGAUGGAGAAGAUCAUGAUACUGGGAGCUGCCAACCUGCCCCAGGAAGAAAGAGAAAAGUAUAACACAAUUCUCAGCACCAUGGACAAUAUUUAUUCGACAGCCAAGGUCCAUCCACAACCAAACAUAAGCUGGAGCCUGGAACCUGAGCUCACAGAAAUCAUGGCCAAGUCCAGGAGCUAUAAAAGGCUGCUGUUCGCCUGGGAGGGCUGGCACAAUGCAUCAGGUGUACCUCUCAGGGAGCACUACCCCAAGUUUGUGAAGUUUAGCAACAAAGCCUCUCAAGCUGAUGGAUUUAAGGACACUGGAGAUGACUGGCGCUCUUGGUAUGAGACUGAAAACUUUGAGAACGUCAUAGAGGACCUUUAUAAGACAAUUCAGCCCCUCUACCUCAACCUACAUGCCUUUGUGCGUCGCCAGCUCUACAACCAGUACGGUCCCAAGUACAUCAACCUUAAAGGACCUAUCCCUGCUCACCUGCUAGGAAAUAUGUGGGCCCAGACCUGGAACAAUAUAUAUGGUAUGAUGAUCCCAUUUCCUGACAAACCCAACCUGGAUGUGACUGCUGAAAUGGUCAACCAAGGCUAUAAUGCCACACACAUGUUUCGUGUUGCUGAGAAUUUCUUCACCUCUCUGGGUUUGGAGAAGAUGCCUGAUGAGUUCUGGGCUGAGUCCAUGUUGGAGAAACCUGACAAUCGAGAGGUGGUGUGCCAUGCUUCUGCUUGGGACUUUUACAACCGUAAAGACUUCAGGAUCAAGCAGUGCACCACAGUGACAAUGGAGCAGCUCUUCACUGUACACCAUGAGAUGGGGCACAUCCAGUAUUACCUGCAGUACAAGGACCAGCCUGUGGGCUUUCGUCGUGGAGCCAACCCCGGUUUUCAUGAGGCAAUUGGAGAUGUUUUGUCUCUCUCCGUUUCCACACCUAAACAUCUGAAAGCCAUUGGACUGCUGGAAUCUGUGACCUCUGACUAUGAAACUGAUAUCAACUACCUGUUAAAGAUGGCUCUGGAGAAGAUAGCCUUCCUUCCCUUUGGCUACCUUAUUGACCAGUGGAGAUGGGGUGUCUUCAGUGGACGCACCCCUCCAGAUCGGUACAACUCAGAGUGGUGGUAUCUCAGGACAAAAUAUCAAGGCAUCUGCCCACCCACCAGGCGUACAGAGGAGCACUUUGAUCCUGGAGCAAAAUACCACAUUCCUGGAAACACACCAUACAUCAGGUAUUUCGUCAGCUUCAUCCUGCAGUUCCAGUUUCAUGAAAAACUAUGCCAAGCAGCCAACCACAAGGGUCCCUUGCACACAUGUGACAUCUACAGCUCUCCAGAAGCAGGGGCCAUUUUAAAGACAGUUCUUCAGGCAGGCUCCUCCAAACCUUGGCCUGUUGUGCUCCAGGAGGCUUUAGGCACCAACAAAAUGGAUGCUGGUUCACUGAUGAGAUACUUUGACCCCAUUAUUAAGUGGCUGGAAAAUCAAAAUGUAAAUGAGACAAUGGGAUGGCCUGAUUUCGACUGGGUGCCACCCGUCCCCGAAGGCUACCCAGAGGAUAUUGACAAGAAAACAGAUGAGCUUGAGGCAAAGAAACUUCUGGAUGAGUACAACAGCACAGCUGAGGUAGUGUGGAACGCAUACACGGAGGCCUCCUGGACGUACAACACUGAUAUCAAUGAAGACAAUAAGCAGGCGAUGCUUGCGAAGAACUUGGAGAUGUCGGCCCACACCCUGAAGUAUGGACAGAAGGCCCGUCAGUACGACACCACUGACUUCCAGGACGCCUCGGUCAAACGCAUCAUUAAAAAACUCAGCGACAUUGAGAGGGCCGCACUGCCCUCAACACAACUGGAAGAGUACAACACUCUGCUGUCCAACAUGGAGACCAAGUACAGUGUGGCUCAGGUCUGCAGAGAUGAUGGGAGGUGCCAUCCACUGGAUCCAGAUCUUCAGAAAAUCAUGGCGGAGUCCAGGGAUUAUGAUGAAUUGCUGUUUGCCUGGAAAGGAUGGCGAGAUGCUGCUGGCAAAGUACUCCGCCAGGAUUACAAAAGAUAUGUUGAACUGGCCAACAAAGCUGCUACACUCAAUGGUCACAGUGACAAUGGGGCUUUCUGGCGCUCUCUAUAUGAAACACCUACUUUUGAGCAAGACCUUGAGAGUCUGUGGAAGGAGCUGGAACCGCUCUAUCUGAACGUACACGCCUAUGUACGCAGGGCUCUGUACAAUGAGUAUGGUCCCAAGAACAUCAACCUAAAGGGACCCAUUCCUGCUCAUUUGCUGGGCAACAUGUGGGCACAGACAUGGUCUGGCAUAAUGGAUUUGGUCAUGCCCUACCCACAUGCCACUCAAGUCGAUGCCACGCCAGCUAUGGUUGCACAGGGCUGGACUCCCACCAGAAUGUUCCAAGAAUCGGACAAAUUUUUCACCUCCCUGGGUCUAAUGCCAAUGCCAGAAGAGUUUUGGAACAAAUCUAUGCUGUGGAAGCCCACUGAUGGACGCCAAGUGGUGUGCCACGCCUCUGCAUGGGACUUCUAUAACAGAAAAGACUUCAGGAUCAAGCAGUGCACCGUUGUGACUAUGGAUGAUCUGAUCACGGUGCACCAUGAGAUGGGCCAUGUCCAGUACUUCCUGCAGUAUAAAGACCAGCCUGUGUCCUUCCGUGAUGGAGCCAACCCUGGCUUCCAUGAGGCCAUUGGCGAUGUUCUUGCCCUGUCUGUGUCCACACCCAAACAUCUGAAGAGCAUUGGCCUCCUGGACAAAGUUGAGAGCAACAAAGAGAGUGAUAUCAACUUUCUAAUGAGCAUGGCACUUGACAAGAUUGCCUUUCUACCUUUUGGCUACCUGAUGGACCAGUGGAGAUGGAAGGUAUUUGAUGGACGCAUCCCAUCGACUGAGUACAACAAAGAGUGGUGGAACCUCAGAAUGAAGUACCAGGGAUUGUGUCCACCUGUAAGCCGUACCGAGGAUGACUUCGACCCAGGUGCGAAGUUCCACAUCCCUGCUAAUGUGCCCUACGUGAGGUACUUUGUCAGCUUCAUCAUCCAGUUUCAGUUCCACAAGGCUCUGUGUGACGCCGCCGGGCAUAAGGGGCCCCUACAUACCUGCGAUAUCUACAAAUCUAAAGAAGCUGGGAAGCUGCUGGGUGAUGUGAUGAAGCAGGGCUUUAGCAAGCCCUGGCCCGAGGCUUUGACCAUGAUAACCGGCGCGCCCAAAAUGAGUGCUCAGCCACUCAUGCAGUAUUUCCAACCCCUCAUUCAAUGGCUAGAGGCAGAGAAUGACAGGAACAACGAUGUUCGCGGGUGGCCUGAAUAUGACUGGAAACCUUCAACAAUUCCAGUAUCUACUAAAGUGGACUUCCUGGGUAUGAGUGUGGACAGCUCGGCUGCCUUAGCUGGCCAGUGGGUCCUGUUGGUCAUUGGCCUGGUCCUAUUAGUGGCCACCAUCCUAUUGGCCUACAAGUACAGGAAGUCAAGAAAGCCUGAGAAGUCCUUAUCGACGAUGGAGCUCAAGCAGAAAGACUAGUCAUCAGUGACACUGUACUAACCUCAAUGUGAACAUCAGUGUUUUUGUGUACUGUACAGUAUACAUCUUAAAUUAGCUUUUCUUUUUGGUCUGCCUCCCUAUCUAAUCUUGUAUAUUUAUUGUAUACUCUUGGAGUCCAAUUUUUUUUUUUUAUUUGCCUAUG
This is a messenger RNA of Thunnus maccoyii (southern bluefin tuna), 4140 nucleotides long. It is a transcript of the gene ace, whose product is annotated as angiotensin I converting enzyme (peptidyl-dipeptidase A) 1. Bases 123 to 3977 code for a protein of 1284 amino acids. Gene Ontology annotation, molecular function: metallopeptidase activity; peptidyl-dipeptidase activity. Gene Ontology annotation, biological process: proteolysis. The record is from RefSeq and is a predicted model, not a curated record. The transcript is spliced from 26 exons. Lineage: Eukaryota; Metazoa; Chordata; Actinopteri; Scombriformes; Scombridae. Gene Ontology annotation, cellular component: plasma membrane.